This is a messenger RNA of Paramuricea clavata, 7525 nucleotides long. The record is from the annotation of a GenBank genome assembly. NCBI's taxonomy places the organism in Eukaryota, Metazoa, Cnidaria, Anthozoa, Malacalcyonacea, Plexauridae.
AUGGCGGAAUAUGAUGGAAACAGCCUAUCUAGCCCAGUCGUUUCCGAACAUGGAGAAAAGCGUACAAGAACGUUUACACAUAAAGGUUUCCAGAACACGCUUAUAAACCAGACAAAAACAUUUAAUAAACAAACGAAAGUAUUACGGGUUGCGAUUGACCUGGUAUACAAAGCGAUAGAGGAGAAUUCAGCGAUAAAGGAAGCCCUAGACUCGCUCGAAAAAGAGAGACGAAUGCUCGUAAAUUCUGUUAAAAGUCUCGAAGAACUCUUUGCACAGGACAAGUGGGGUGAAACAACUGACGUGGAACCAACCAUCAAAAAAGCCUUCGAAAGUUUCCUACACGCAGCUGAGGUCGUUUCGCAAGAGGCAGGAAAGAAACUUGACAAUAAUAAAAGCAGAGUCGCGAACACGUCCUCCGUAAGGUCCAGAAGAUCGAGAACUUCGGUGAAAACUGGAUCUACACGUUCAUCACUUCAUUCAGAAAGAAGAAUAGCAAUGGCGGAAGCAGCUGCCGCGAAAGAGCAAGCGGAGUACGACAGAUUAAUUGCUCAAAUGGAGAAAGAUCGGAAACAACGCGAAGCCCAAGAGGUGCUAGAGAGAUCAGCAGCACAAGCCCGACAUGAACAUGAUAUAGCAGUUUUUGCAGCCCGGAAAUUGGAAGCAGUAGCUCAAGCGAAGCUCGAAGCCAUUGAAAGAUCCAUAAUCCAGGAGGAAGACGAUUCGUAUUCUGGGAAAUCAAGUCGGAAAGCCAGCGUAGAACCUUUGGAGCGCACCAAAGCUUGGGUAGAGAGCCAACCUCCCUUUGAAGGUGAUGUGGUGAGAAAGAUUAAACGAGAAGUUAACGAUGAGUUCAAUCAGACUUUACCCCAUCCCAUCGGACACCGAUCGGAAAGACACCACAUAUAUGAAACACAAGAACCCAGUCGCGUAGUUCAACAACGUAUGGGAGCGAUAGCUACGACCAACGAGAAGCUAACUGCAAGUCUGGCAAAGUUGAGUUUGCCGAAAUGUCACCCAGAUGUAUUUUCUGGAGACGCUACGAUGUUCCAUCCUUGGAAAAGCGCAUUUAAAGGAAUGACAGAAAGUUGCAACGUCACCCCAGAGAACGAAAUGAACUAUCUAUGCAUGUAUACAACCGGCGAGCCACGAAAGUUGGUGAACAGUUAUCGGAAAAGACGUCAUAAAAACCUUGAGAAACUGUUGAUGGAACUAUGGAUGGAAUUGGAAAAGCGUUUCGGCAACGUCGCAGUAAUUACAAACGCAUUUCUUACAAGACUUCGAGAAUCAGCCAGAUUUGGAGAAUGUGAUAAGAAGAAACUCCAAGCAUUCUCAGAUCUGUGCUCGGACGUGGUUUCGCAAGUUAGUCAACUUCCUGGCUUAGCAUGCCUCAACUAUCCAAACGCCAUUCGACCCAUCCUCUAUAACUUACCAGAAUCCCUUCGCAACAGAUGGGACAAGCAAGUCGUUGAAUUCACUCUGAAAAACAAAGACGCUUAUCCUGAUUUUACCGUGUUUGCCUCCAUGAUCGAGAAACAGUCCCUACUCAAGAAUCACCCAAACGUGACAGCUUUCGAGAAACGAGGAAAGGGAGAUCGGAGAAAGCCUUUUAUACCACCACUUAUCCCACCAGAGGACCCCCUGCAUACGGUCUUGGCGGGAGAAACUAAAACAGAAGAUGAAGAAGUUAAAGAAAAACACUGCCCGUUCCACAAAUGCAUCGGACAUACGUUGUCAGAGUGUAAAUCUUUCGCUCAAAAAAACCUGGAGGAGAAAACGCAAUGGAUCAAAGAGGAAAAGUUAUGUUUCCGAUGCUUGGUUGCAGGACACAUAGCCAAUCAAUGUAAAUCGAAAGUCAAAUGCGGGAAGUGUAGCAGUGAACGUUACCCAACGCUUCUUCACAAGGAGAAAUGGAACAAUGAUGCCCGAAGCAAAGAAAUAACAUCCGCGCGAAUGAGUAUUGGUUGCAACGCCGACAGAAACGUUUGCUGUAGCAAGGUUGCCCUGCUUGACAUGUUCCAUUCAGACAGACCGCAGAAGAAGAGUUUACACCAUUGUAGAUGAGCAAAGUAACACGUCUAUGAUUAGCCCGGAAUUAGCUGACGGCCUUGGUAUAUCAGGACCAAAGGAGAAAUACCUGCUGUCAACAUGUAGUGGCUCGAAAGAAACAAGGUUUGGUCGACGGGUCCCGGGUUUGAUGGUCACACCAGUUAAAGGAAAACCACUGGAGCUACCCACACUGAUCGAAUGUGAUAACAUCCCCAAAGAUAAGAGUGAAAUCCCCUCACCAGAGUUUGCCAUGAAGUAUACCCACCUUCUCUCCAUUGCUGAUGAAAUUCCCUCGUUGGACAGUAGAGCAGAAGUUCAGCUCUUAAUUGGUCGAAAUGCGCCAGAACUGUUGAAAGUGAGAGCAUUCUGCAACGGUCCUAAUGGAACUCUGUGGGCACACAAACUAGCUGUUGGUUGGACGAUAUGCGGACAAGCCUGCGUCGAUCGUCAAGGAGGACCAAUUCAUGUCGGUACCCACCGUACAAUUUACUACGACCCACCGAGACAGACACAUUUCGAACAAGAUGAUGUGAGCACUUUGCAACGUGAUGCCAAACCCAAGCAAGAUAAAGUAACACAAGAGAGAUCUCAUACCAUGAGUUGACACCCUGCACAAAUAACUACGUUGUACAAGAGAACUUCCCCGACAUGUACCAAGCAACAGAUCGCGACAACGAAACCACCAUGUCAAUAGAAGACCAACGCUUCAUUCAAAUAAUGGAAUCCAAUAUCCACAAAAAUCAAACAGGACAUUGGGAGAUGCCACUACCCCUCCGAUCUAACGACAUACACGUUCCUGACAACAGAGAUCAAGCUUCAACUCGUCUCAAAAACCUUCUGCAUUCAUUCAAGAGGAAUCCAAUGGAGCAAGACUACUUCAACUUUAUGGCAAAACUGUUUGAAUGCGGUCAUGCCGUACCAAUACCAAUUGAAGCCACUCCCCCAAAAGAAACUGGGAAAAUUUGGUACCUACCACAUUUUGGCGUAUACCAUCCUCGUAAACCAAAUAAGAUCCAAGUUGUAUUCGACUCCUCAGCAGAGUUCAAAGGAACAUCUCUUAAUAAGGAACUGUUGUCAGGUCCAGAUAUGCACAAUGGUCUUCAGGGGAAUACUGGUCAGAUUCAGAAGAAAUGCCGUUGGUGUGAUGUGUGAUAUAGAGCAAAUGUUCCACAACUUCCAUGUCCACCCACCACAUAGAGAUCCAUUGCGGUUCCUGUGGUUCGCUGAUAACGUCAAAGAAAAAGAUAUCAUCGUCUACCAAAUGGUGGUGCACUUGUUUGGCAACAUGUCAAGUCCCGCUGUAGCAACGUUUGGCCUUAGGAAAACCGCAGAAGAAGGAGAGAAAGAGUUUGGUCAAGACGCCAAAGACUUUGUCGUUGAAGACUUCUACGUAGAUGACGGUCUGACAUCACAUGAUACCGCGGAAGGAACUGUGUCUCAUUAAGAACACUCAAGCAAUGCUCGCAACUGCAAAUCUGAGACUUCAUAAGAUUGCAUCCAAUUCCGUCGAAGUCAUGAAAUCAUUUCCAGAUCAAGACCGAGUCAAAAGCCUCAAAGAUCUACACAUCGAACAAGGCCCACUUCUGUCACAACGGUCGUUAGGAGUAAUGUGGGAUUUGGAGAAGGAUGCUUUCGCAUUUCAAAUUACAUUGCCGGAGAAACCGUAUACUCGUAGAGGCAUGUUAUCUGUCGUUAACUCAAUUUAUGACCCAUUGGGAUUCGCAAUUCCAGUCACCCUACAAGGACGAUUGCUGCUUCGGGAUCUCGUCAAAAUGGGGAAUGAAAGAUGGGGAGACAAAGCAUCUCUCGGAUGGGACGAUCCUCCUCCACAACCACUACAAAAUCGAUGGAGCAGCUGGAGAGAUUCAUUAUUUGACUUAGAAGAUAUUCGAAUCCCAAGAUGUUAUCGUCCAGAAACAUUUGGGGAAACGAAAAGAUCAGAAAUUCACGCGUUCUCGGAUGCCAGUGAUAAAGCAAUCGGUACUGCGGUCUUCCUUAAGCAAGAAAACUACACGGGAGAAGUAAAUGUUUCACUUCUGUUUGCACAAGCACGAUUAUCUCCAAAACAAGCAACGACUAUCCCAAGGCUCGAACUUUGUGCAGCAGUGCUAUCGGACCAAGCAGUGAAGUGGAUAACUUGUGAACUGCGAUUGAAUAUUGAUGAAACUGUAUUCUACACCGAUUUCAGAGUGGUGUUAGGCUAUAUUCAGAACGAGAGCCGACGCUUCUACGUGUACGUAGCGAACAGGGUCCAGAUCAUUUCCAGCAUUUCAGAUCCUUCACAGUGGAAAUACGUGGAAACGACCCAUAACCCCGCAGACUCGUGGCAUCUUCAUGGUUCAAUGGUCCGGAAUUUCUGCGAAAUGACCACUCUUCCCCAACGACAAAUGAUCACAAACUCAAGUAUUAUGAGCGACGAUCCCGAAGUUCGUCCCGAAGUUUCAACUUACUUGUCCGAGGUUCAACUAAUUGAAAGUCUGGGAUCGGAAAGAUUCAAUCGCUUCUCAAGGUGGACUACACUUCGCAGAGCUCUAGCCAAUUUGAUUGUUAAAGCAAAACAAGUUAAAGCCCGACGGCGAGGAGGAAAUUUGUCAACACCCAACACUAGGCGUACCCGUAGCAAUCCACCGAACGCUCCAACCUCAAAGCAUUCUCUCACAAAUCCUUCUGCUAAGGAACUGAACCAAGCUGAAAACUUGAUGAUGAAGACUGCGCAAGUGGAUACGUUCACUCCCGAGAUUAGGAUAAUACAACAAUCGAAGUCAUUGAAGAAGUCACGCUUAUACAGCCUCGACCCUUUCAUCGAUAAUAACGGAGUACUUCGAGUCGGUGGUCGCCUACGACAAGCCGAACAACUAUUUGAAGAGAAACAUCCAGCUAUCCUUCCUAGAGAUUGUCACUUGGCGAAUUUAGCAAUUGAGCACUUUCACGAAACCGUCCACCACCAAAGCAGACAUAUUACGUAUGGGAAAAUCCGUCAAGCAGGGAUAUGGGUAAUCGGAGCAAACCGGAUGAUUUCAAAGAGAAUCAAGUGAUGUGUUACUUGUUGGAGAUUGCAAGGGAAGCUAUUAACGCAACACAUGGCCAACCUACCACGCGAAAGAUUGGAAACGCCACCACCGUUUACCAACAUAGGGUUCGACCUGUUCGGGCUCUGGACUAUCCAAACACGAAAACUAAGAGGAGGAGCAGUCAACGCAAAACGUUGGGGACUGAUAUUUACGUGUUUAAAUUGCAGAGCCGUUCAUAUCGAGGUGUUGGAAACGAUGGAGACGAGCUCGGUUAUCUGUGCCCUUAGAUGAUUCUUCGCUUUAUGCGGCCCAUCACUUCUUCUGCGAUGUGAUCAAGGUACUAACUUCAUUGGAGGAAAAUCUGAAUUAGAUCAAGCUCUGAGCGCGAUGAACCAGAAGGCUAUCACGAAAUAUGUUACGGAACAAAACUGUGAGUGGAUAUUUAACCCUCCCCAUGCCUCGCAUUUCGGUGGGGUUUGGGAAAGGCAAAUCGGCACGGCUAGACAAGUACUAGACGCAAUGUUCCUGGAACUCGGAAGUCCACAACUGACACACGAGCUAUUGGUUACCCUUAUGGCUGAAAUUACUGGAAUAAUCAACUCGCGUCCUAUCGUUGUCGUACCAUCCGAUAUCGAUCAACCCCAGCCACUUACACCUAAUAUGCUGUUAACUAUGAAGACCCGACCUCUUCUACCACCACCGGGCGUGUUCACACCGGAAGAUGUCUAUUCACGUCGUCAUUGGGGAAGAUCACAAUAUCUAGCUGAUCAAUUCUGGACAUGUUGGAAACGAGAAUAUCUUCAAUCUCAGCAGAAAAGAACAAAAUGGAACGAACGACAGCCAAAUUUAAGAGAAGGGGAUAUUGUCAUCAUGAAGGAGCAAAGCCCACGUAAUCAAUGGCCCCUUGGUAGAGUCGUGGAAGUGAUACUCAGCGAAGACGGGAAGGUCAGAAAGGCAAAAAUUGCCAUUUCAAGAGACAGAGAGAAAAAGGUCUAUUAUAGACCAAUUAAUGAACUUGUUCCUAUAAUACAUGCCUAAUAGGUGAGUAUCUUAUAUGUUUAAUUAAGAUAAUAGCAGCAAGGACGAUAUUCACGUCCUUGGGCGAGGAGUUUGAGUUUCUCGCUGUCUGAGUUUACGAAAUAAGCGAGAAACGGGUUUCUCAUGCUGGGGUGCCCUGUGUUAGGUCACAUGAGUUGUAUAAAGUCACGUGAUAAGUGACUUUGGCAUCUUUUAGUUUUUUGCACAUCGUAUGCAGUUAUAUUUUUUAGCAGUGCCUUUAUUUCGUAUAUAUUUGCAUAAAAAUUAAUCGGAAGUACAUUGGUAGUGAUGGGGAGUAAACGAGUUGCUGCCCUUCGACGCUUGGAAGCACACAACGCCAGUCCAGGGGAAUCUAAUCGUCGCGAGAGAGAGUCACAUAGUUCCCGCCAUACUCAUAGUCAACAUGAGUCAGCUCGUUCACCUUCGAAUAGUCGUGAUCGCGAGGACCGUUUAACGUCAAAGAGACGCUCGGAAGAAAGACCACGGUCACAAGAAAGUCGGGACGAAGCGCCUAGUUGGGCAAAGGAAUUGCUGGCCCUAAAUAAGGAUACUGAUCGCCGCCUAAAAUCGCUUGAAGGCGAGGUCAAAGAAAACGGGAAACGUGUUAGUCGAAAGCGGGAACGCUCGCCAGUUCCAGAUUUUAAAUACAAGCGAAAUCGCACACAAUACGAGUUCAACAGUAAGGUAUUAAAUACGAUUGAAACUGCGCUCGAGGCGUCAGACGAUGAGGAACGCGAUCAAGCUUUAACCGAAGGUAAGACUCUUAUUUGUGAAAGGAAUAAGCACAUAAAAUUAGCAGAGAAAUUCGGGUGGGAAACGGUAGAGUGCUAUGUUGACGAGCCCUUAGCGAGCGAUUCGGAGGACGAGAAACGCAUACGGCGCGCUAUAAAAGAGGGUAAGGCGUUGAAAGAGGAGAAAAGAAAGUCCCUGAAGUUUACAAAAACUUCGUCUACGGCUUCACGCGUUUUCUCGACCGACGCGAAUCGAACGGAAUCGAGUAAUCGUAUUAUUCUGAAGAAAUCAGGCGGUACAAGUUUCGCACGUGACGGGAAUUGUUUUCGCUGCGGGCGUCCAGGACACCUUGCCCGGUUUUGUAAAAACAACAUCGGAAGUCCAAACCCAGCUAAAAACAAUUAGUAGGGAUGUAUCCCCGGAAACAGACAGUCAUAUUAACAGUAAUAGCAAUUUUAAAAACGAUAUCGAUGAAUUACAGUUGGCUUGUUUAAAUAAACGUUUUGACAAUGACCAAUUGGUCGCUGACGUUAAAGGUCGCUUGAAAGCAAACAUUUCAUUCUGGGAAAACAUUGGGGCUUCAAAUUGGGUUUUGGGAAUUAUUCGUAAUGGUUAUGCACUACCGUUUGUGGAACAACCACACGCAGCUGAGUUCACUAAUCACAAAUCAGUUGCACGUAACGAGGCUUUUGUGACUG